This is a messenger RNA of Aplosporella prunicola CBS 121167, 1748 nucleotides long. RefSeq lists its product as uncharacterized. Lineage: Eukaryota; Fungi; Ascomycota; Dothideomycetes; Botryosphaeriales; Aplosporellaceae. The record is from RefSeq and is a predicted model, not a curated record. The transcript has a single exon. The coding region runs from base 415 to 1509 and encodes 364 amino acids.
CAGGCCUAGCACCUAUCGUGACAAUCAUUCACCACCAUGGCAGUCACCCUCAUCACUAGCUCUCGUGCGUUCUCAUGGCAACAAGAGUUUGCCUUGAUAACGGUUGCGUAGGGGGUUGGGGGUACGUCUAUAUAAACGCCAGCUCCCCCACCAUAUUAAACUUCCUCUUCACAGGAUCCUACAAACAUUGUAGCAUCUGUCUAGCAUUUUAAUGCUUCUCUUCGAUAAGUUCUCCAAACUCAUCGCUAACUGUUCUUCACACCUGCACACAUCCUAUCCUUCCUCUCCUCUCACUGUUCCCUCCCUGCCGUUGAUGCAAAUCCCGGCGGGCUCCCCUUCUCUCUCCCUUUCUCUCCUUUCCCGUCCCGCCUUCCCAUUCAUCCUCUUCAUCCUCUUCCUCUACCUCGUUCGAGUAUGUUUGCCGGUUUUGCUUGCUGCUUUCAGUUACAGAGACGAUCGCCUGGAUCCCGACUUCAAGACCGCAGCAGCACUCGCCUUGACCGCGCCCAAGCCCGCUCCCCAGCCGCCGAUCCAGCUCUGGCAACUCGAACCGUUAAAGGUCACCAUCCGUCGUCCCCGGAAAUGCACGAAUUGUAUCCUCCCGACAACCUCUCUGGAUACUGGUCUCCGGAGCCUUCUGCGACACGUAGGUCCCUGCAGCAAGCGUCCAUCGAAAUCCGUUUCCUGGAAGAAAGACUUGAACGACACCUUGGAGUACUCCCAGUGGACGCCGCCGCCGCCGCCUUCUCCAUGGAAGCCUGGACGCAGCAUCCUCAAGGACCCCAAGGUAUCUCGGCUGGCCAAGUCAGUCUCCUUCAGUCCGAACGCCACGCUGUACACCUGCUAUAUCGACUGGGAGCCCCGAUCCAUCCUCCGCAAGCCCAACGUCAACUUCAGCACCAAGCUCAGCAUCAAGCCCAGGAAGAAGGCCGCCAAAUCCGUGACCAUACAGGAAGACAAGAACGAAGUCCGGACUUUCGAACGGUGGAUGCGGCCUCAGCGCUACGAAGAGCACUUUCAGAAAAAGGUCCUGGUACAACUGCAAGUGGAUCCUCCUCGGCUGCGACGGCUUCCUCGGAUGGACAACGAUGGCGACGUCGACAUGGACUGCUGAUCAGCUGGACUCGGACGCGGCCCCGGACCAGGAUCUGGAUGUGCUGCUGCUGCUUCUUGUUAUUGGUUUCGCAUGGUUUCUCUGCUUGCUCUUACAAAACAAAAACACAAAAAAAGUUCAAAAGGGUCAAAACGUGGAGGCAAAAAAAAGGCCUUGGUGGCUGUUCUAUUGUUGGCUUGGGUAUUGUUUCUUGCCUUGUUUCUUUCCUUGUUUCUUGCUUUGCUUCUUUGUUUCUUUGUGGCCUUGUUCGUUGUUGCAUUGUUUUUGUGUUCUCUUUUCUACUUAACUGGCCGGGGCAGCAUUCGAGAGGUCGUCGUGAUGGAUGGUGGUGUAGUAUCGCACCACCACUGGUAAGCAUCACCCUCCCCCUCCCUCCUCCAUGUGGAUCUUACUGACCUCUGUCGCAGGUUGAGCACGCGCAUCGAUAUUCACAGCCGAUUUGGUACGUAUCACCCUGUUCCCCCUAAAGCUAAUGUGUUCUACGUAGGUACACCAGCGCGGGCUCGCACUUCUACGCAGUACUGGUGACCAGUAGCUGGAGCAUAUCCAGUGAAGCCAAGACGAGCCCAAUGAAUGCAAGCAGUUUUCUCUCGAUGCAUCCGUGAUCGUGACCAUGUUCUUGUGACGUGAACUG